Molecule: messenger RNA, 1921 nt
Organism: Naegleria gruberi
Lineage: Eukaryota; Heterolobosea; Eutetramitea; Acrasida; Naegleriidae
Exons: 1
Coding region: 70-1836 (588 amino acids)
Source: RefSeq, a predicted model, not a curated record
AAUUGCCUCAACACUCAACAUACAACAGAUCUUUAAAUUCUAUUCUAAACAAUUCAUCCUCUCAUCAGAAUGUCUGCCACCAAUUUCGAUCCGAGAAACUACCUCAUCUACUAUGAACAAGCCAUACAAUCGAAGGAUUUCAUGAAUGUUUUCUCAGAAUAUCUAAAAGAAAGGUUUGGAGAUGAAAUUAUCAGAUUCAUGAGACGAGUUGAAUCCUAUUCGAAAGAUUAUCACGAUUCAGAUAUGCAUACGUUCAAUCAAAUCACUUCUCCAACCUCACCAACCCUCUCUGUAAAUACAUCAACCAUCUCCACAACCAAUGUAAAUACUAAACAACAACAACGAAACGAAAGACAGCUCAGAAGAUCGCUUAAGCAUCUUGUCCUCAAAGCAAAGGAAAUUAUUGACGAAUUUGUAGAAUUGGAAUCGAAUAGUGAGUUAAAUCUUGGUGCAACAGUACAGAGUAAAACAUUAGAAAAAUGGGAUUCAAUACUCACUUUGUUCAAUAAUUAUCUGAAAGAUUCUGGAAGAGCUAGCGAAAUGAUCAGACACAGUGGAGAAUCAGAUACAUUAUCCUCAGGUUCUGGAAAGGAUCUCAAUAACAUUCAAUCUCCAGACACUUUGACAAUCAGUUCUGGAUCUCUGUCAUCCAGCUCAACAUGCAGCAGCGGCUCUGCAAGUAAUAGUGGAUCAGGUGGCAGUGGAAACUUUGAUUCGACACCACACGACAAAUCGGCGCAGGGAAUGUCAAUACUGACCACUAUAAGCUAUCAAUUGGAUCCAGAAGAUUUAUUCGGACAAGCCAUGCUCAUGGCAUCUGUCGAUUUAAAGAUGAGCCAUUUUCAGAGUUUUUCAAAGAGUGAAUUCUUGAUGAAAUUUCUAAAGGAAAAGGGUGAGAAAUACACCAGAACUAUGGGUGUUGAUAUCUCAAAAGGUUACAAUGUUGAUUUGAGAUUUAAACCUCAAGAUUUGAGAGUGCCCACCAUAACGGACGAUUACAUUUAUUUUGGACUGGGAUUAUGUGAAGAGACUCCUGAUUGGGAGUUAGUUACCAAAGAUUCCAAGUUGAAUUAUUCAGUUUAUACCUCCAAGACUUCAUAUCUAUUCGAUAACAGCUCGAAAGGUAUGAAACUUUCCAAGAUUGUCAUCGAUUUGGAGUAUCCAAUUGAGGAUUUGUGGGCUAUUUUCUGUCAUACUGAAAACCAAAUGGAAUUCGACUCAAUGUGUUAUAAGGAACACGAAUGUCAUGGAUACGUUCCUCCAAAUAGUGAUCCUAAGAAUCCAUGUCCCUAUGGUUUACAAAAGAUUUCUUGUAAUUUUGAUAUAAAAUUACCAAUGGCCAAGAAGAGACACAUGAAAAUGGUUGGAACAACCAUUCAUGAUAGUGGAACAGAUAUGAUCAUGAUUGUUAAGCAUGCAUGUGAUUAUGAAUCGAGUCAAUCUUCAGCAGAUGAAUUUUCCAAAAACUCAUUACCAGUCGACACCUUACUAAGCUACUACAUUAUGUUCAGAUGUGGCGAGUUCAAGAAUAGCACUCGUCUCUAUCACAUCAUGUAUACUGACCUCCAACUUCCUCUCCAAGAAUUCACAUCAGGAAAAUUAAUGACAAAGAGAGCCAAGAUGCUCUCUCAAGGAAUGAAUAAGAUUCUGGAAAAUCUGACCUACAGGGGAAAGAUAUCUGUCGAUACAUCAUGCAUUAUCGAUCAGUUUGGAUAUUCGUCAGCUGCCAGAGAUAACAUGUCCGUUCAUCAGGGUCGUUCCUGGUACAAUGAAUGGUUUGAGAAGAAAAAGGGAGUUUUACCUGAAAGUCCAGAAUCAUCAACAAAUACUUUUUAAAAACCAAACUCUUAAUUUCUCAAAUUUCAACUUUCCUUAAUAUUAAAUAUUAUUAUUAAAUAUUAUUAUUAAAUAUUAAAUAUUA